UUUGGUCUUCUUCCUGCAGAAAGGUCGCAAUUUGCAAAACGCUGCGAGCCUGUGACUUGACUAAACUGUAAACUGUAAACUGUAAACUGUAACCGAGUGAGUGUCUAUCCAUCAAUCCCAUCAAAAACAAUGAGCGUUUUUUCUCGGGUUCAAUCCAUGGCUGCCACUAUUCUUGUCAAUCCAAACAGAGGAUUGUUAUCAAACGCUGUUCCUAAUCGCAACUUUCUCUUUCUUCAAUGCCCAACGUUCCGUCCAUUUUCACUCUCCUCAUCACCAAUUCCUUCAGACGUAUGCCAAGUAACUCACGCUACAAAGAAUGACAUGGAUGUAUUACUUAAAGGAAUUAGUGACAGAAGUCUUGUUGAACAGAUCAAGCACAUUCUUGAUAUGGCAAAUCGGGCUUCGUUGAGAAGAGAAGUCCUGCAUACAGAUUUUCUUACCCCACCUAUAUUGAAUGAGGCUAUGGCAGCCUUGAAAAAAUUAGCUGAUGUGAAUGCUAUUCCUAAUGGCGGGUAUCUCGAGGCAGAGCGGUGUCGACUUUCAGUUGGGCAUCCAGAAGUUCUUAGAACUGAUCCUGAUACAGUUGCAGCAUUAAGCAUUACAGGAAACUUCGGGUAUCAACCACCGACCCACGGGGACUUCCUUGGCUCAAUUUUAGGCACAGGGAUUGCCAGAGAAAAGCUUGGAGAUAUCCUCCUUCAGGGCGAAAAGGGUGCUCAAGUUCUUAUUGUUCCCGAGCUUGUUGAUUAUAUGAUUUCAUCAUUGGAUAAGGUUGGAAAGGUUCCUGUCUCCUGUACAUUGAUACCGUUGGAAGAGCUCGAGUAUGAACCACCAAGCACCAAGACACUAAAGACUGUAGAGUCUUCACUGAGAGUUGAUGCUAUAGCUAGUGCUGGAUUUAAAAUUUCACGGUCAAAAUUUUCUGACUUGAUAAGCAAAGGAGAUGUCCGCAUAAACUGGAAUACCGUGACGAAAAAUGGAGCUACACUUAGGACUGGUGACAUGGUCUCAGUCAGUGGAAGUGGGAGACUGAAGUUGAUCGCUUUGCAGAUCGGCGAGAUAAUUACAACAAAGAAGGGAAAAUAUGCAGUUGAACUUAUACGGUAUCUGUAGCGAGCUUUGACUGAUAUAUGACUGUAUUUGAAGGUAUUAAAGUGAUAUACACAAAUAUUUCAAAUAUGUUGUUCAGAGGGGUUUACUUUCCAAGUUUCCAGUCAAAUCCAUCACGUCUGAUCAUAAACUCUGGUAAAUUCUAGAGUACUCGUCGUCUUUUAGUAUAUUGCAAAUGCUUUAUUCAUUUUCA
Messenger RNA from Spinacia oleracea (spinach), 1303 nucleotides. RefSeq lists its product as uncharacterized. Gene Ontology annotation, molecular function: RNA binding. The transcript is spliced from 10 exons. NCBI's taxonomy places the organism in Eukaryota, Viridiplantae, Streptophyta, Magnoliopsida, Caryophyllales, Amaranthaceae. The record is from RefSeq and is a predicted model, not a curated record. Bases 130 to 1113 code for a protein of 327 amino acids.